AUGAGAUGAUAUUCAAAGAGUCUGGAGUCUAUGCACCCAUUUGAGCGAGAAGUUUAGCAAGAAAUCACACAGAACAACUAAUCACUGAAUUGCGAUGAUGUUGUUUUCUUGUGAGCUUAUAAAACAGUGAGGAUGAUUCAAAUGGUUAGAAUAGUCACAAUGCCUCUAAAGUACUGCAUUUUACUGGCUAUCUUUCUCGGUUACGGACUUUGUGUGAGAGAUAAAAAUAUUUCACGAAAAUUGAAUGGCACGGUCAACGGUAACCAGACCCUCACGCGUGCAGAUGGUCCAUACUUGGUCACCAGUGACUUAGUUGUCCCAGAGAAUGUUACUCUUACUAUAGAACCUGGUGUAAUUGUGAAUUUUGUUCCAUCUGUGGGGAUUCGUGUUCGUGGAUUGUUUUAUGCAAAAGGAACACCUUCGCAGAGAAUUACUCUUCGAACUGUUCCUGAUGGAGAAGCGAGUUUUAGCAAUAAAACAGACGGGGCUAAAUUCUACAGUCCGGGGGUAAGGCUUGUGGAUGGAACAUCCUACAACAAUGGGCGCCUUGAGCUGCAGUAUAAUGGAAGGUGGGGGACUGUCUGCAACAGCAGGAGGAGUUGGGAUAUCAGCAAUACGCAAGUGGCCUGCAGACAACUUGGCUUCCUUGGAGCGAAGCGGUAUUUCUAUGAUCCUGGUAGCGGCCCCAUGAUGAUGAAGAAUGUUAACUGUAAGGGAACCGAAACGAGACUAUGGGAUUGUCCUUAUACAUGGAUUAUGAAUAAUCCAUAUUCAUGUGGUCACAGCUGGGAAGUUGGAAUUGAAUGCGACACUCUCUUGCCAUAUCUGGCCGAGACUUUUUACUGGAAAGGUAUUUUCUUCGACCUGAGGAAUUCCUCAGAGAAACAAGGAAGUUCUUCGCUGGUGCACGUAAACAUCGAGAAGGCUCUCGAGGGUGUUAAUGCCGUAAAAAGCGCUCCAGAGUUACUACAUGUUACAAUUAACGAUAGUGCCUCUGGCUUAAAUUUAAAAGAAGUUUCGAAACCUUUGGCCGUAGUUGAUUGUUCAAUCCUAAGGCCUAUGCUGGCUGGUGUAAGCAUCGAGAGCUUCUGUGGUAAUGCUGUAAUUGAAAACGUCACCGUUCAGAGUGCACGAUUUGGGGGAGGUCUUGUCUUCAAGCACUUGGCAGUGAAUUUCUGUUCUGUCAUUCCAGAGAAAGCUUCUUUUCCUUUGUUCCUAAAUGCCGCUGGGAAUCAUCAACCAGUAAAUUGCAUUAAGGUUUUCAGAGCUUCACCAAGAAGAAAGAUCUCUGUGCAUUUGAGAAAAAUUAAUGGAAGUGGAUUUGAGCUAAAUAUUACCGAUGGAAGGGCAGGUAUCAAAACCCAACUUCACAGAAUCACCAGUGACUACAAUGGAAAGACAAUUAAGACUGGUUCUAGCUUUAUUUUGGAAAUUUCCUUUUAUUCUAAAGGCAAUUCUAAGGCUCCGGCCAACUUGGAAAUGAUCAUUAGGGAAGAUCAAGGCGAGACUUUAUCACUUCUGAUAUCCAAUAGUACCUUUUCUGAAAAUUCUAAGUCUGGUAUUACCGUUGAUAACUUGAUUGGUAACUCUCGAAUCUCGCAGACAACGGUGAUAGGAAACAAUUACUAUGGACUCUAUGCCAGCGACACACAAGGCAAAAUCUCUGUGGUAACGUCCGUAUUUCUGCGUAACAAAUAUAACGGUGUUAACAUAACCAAGAUGGCAGGUACUUUAGAAUUAAUCAACGUCAAUUCCUCAAAAAACCAAGCAUCAGGAAUCGUUAUCGAUGCUGGAACUCUAUCAUUCCAAAUGUCUGACAGCCUUAUUGAAGAAAAUGCCGGUCACGGAUUACACAUCUUGAACCAGGUCAACUCCACAAUCAAAAUUAACAACACGCAGAUUGUUCGUAACAGUAAUGGUGAAGGAAUAUAUUUACAGGCACUUCGGUCUUGCCAUGUUCGACUAGCGGAAGUAUUGUCUCUUGGUAAUUCGCAGAAUGGAGCUCUGUUGACAAGAUUAUCCGAUACCAGAUUAAAUGUCACAUCUUGUAAAUUUGAUGGAAACUCCUACACGGGAGUUCACGCUGACUACUUUCUCAAAGGAGAACUUAAAUUAGAGAAUAUCUCCACCUCAAACAAUUUCAGAUAUGGUUACAUUUUCCAUUUUGGGGAUACCAGCAUAAACAUAGAGUCUUCGUCUUCUUUUGGUAACGGCAGAGAUGGCUUUUACGUAGAAAAUCAAGAAGGAGAAGUUGUCUUAAAGGAUUUUGCCGCUCGUGGCAACAAACGACACGGAUUGUGGUUUGUUGAUGACAACUCAGCUCGUCUUCGAUCAGUUUAUCUUCUUAACUGUAAUAUUUCAGAGAACAGUCAAUACGGUGUGCGGUUUUAUUUCACUUAUAGAUUUACUCAAGGCACGGAGAACUAUACCAUUAACGUUGAAAACUCCACAAUUUCCAACAAUCCUCUUGGUGGUUUUACGCUCUAUCCUCCAGGCUGCAGUUGGGGAAACGUUCAGCGCCAAAGACGCGUUCAAGUUUUAUUCACUGGUAAUGAAGUAAAGGGAAACGCGAAAAAUGCUUUGGAUAUCCUUGGUCCGCAGUGGUACGAGUUAUCUGCUGCCCUGGAUAAUAACAGAUUUUACGAGAACAGUGGACUCGCUCUGAUAGUAAGACAUGGCCAAAGUUGUAGCCAUCAGCAUUCGUCAUCCUACAAGUUGCAGGUUUCAUCCAAUAUCUUUUUGAAGAAUAAAGGGGAGAACAUAUUUUUGGUUAAUUGCGAAACGUUACCCACAAAAUGCCGUGUCAUCAUAAGAAAUAAUACGUUUUUAGAAAAUCAAAGAAUACGGCCGUUUUCCAGGAAUUACCUUCGUACCAAAACGCAGGCAGUUUUAGCUGUAAAAGGAGGCAACGUUACCAUAAAGUACAAUUCCUUUAUCAAUCCUUUGUUCUCUCAGGAGUUAGCAGCUCUGCUUAAAGACCGCGAACACGUCAUUCAAGCGGAAGAAAACUGGUGGGGAACAAAAGAUGAAUGCAAAAUAAAAGACCGACUGUUUGACUUUGAAGAUCGAGUGGAACUUGCACAAAUCCAUUAUUAUCCAUUUUUGGAUUCCCACAAUUCUACCGCUGCUAAAUUACACAAUGGUGCCAGACCUCUUUGUUUUCUUCGAGGUGACAGCUUAGGGGGAACAUUGAAUCAAGUCCUCAAUAUCACAAACGAAAAUGAUGUCUACCGAGUUAUCAGUGAUGUCACGAUAUUGUCUGACGGUGUUUUGUGUAUCGAAGAAAACGUCACUUUAGAAUUCCCAUUGAAAAGCGUUUUCUUAGUACAAGGAAAGGUUAUUAUAAAAGGUACUGAGAAAGAACGGGUGAAGUUCCUUCCAAGGGGACCAUUGAAUCAGGAUGUUAGACUCGUCCAGGGUCCUGCCCCUUGGGAAGGGGUGGUUGAAAUAUGGGUCAAUCGCACGUGGAUGCCAGUUUGUAUUCAUAACUAUCGACACGAGUAUGACAUAGUGUGUAGAAUAUUGGGAUACGAACCGGAGAACUCUUAUUACCAUGACAAAAGUGGAAGAGAAAGAAUAUUCUUGCAUAAUCUCCGAUGCGAUACAGAUCAAGGAGAUAACAUUACGAUUUGUAACAAAAACAACUGGAUUUCUUCUUCAUCGUGCUCGGCAUAUGUUUUGUACGUUGGUUGCAAAAUUCCCUACUGGGCAGGCAUUCAUCUUGCAGUGACUUCAAAGAAGAGCGUUGUCAGGAAUCUUGAGUUACGCUAUGCCGGUUGUCCAUAUAGAGACGACCUGGGUAUCCCCGGAAUUGCUUUCAGGGUGGACCUCCCUCGUCAUACGAUUAGCGGUGUCUCUGUGAGUAAUUCUGCGUCCAUUGGUUUCCAGAUUAUGUAUCCAGACCCCGUUGAAGAUUCGUAUAGAAUCACGAAUUCAACAAUAGAUACAACUGAAUCGGAUGGAAUUCGUUUGGAGUCUCCAUUUCUUGAACUCCUGGGUGCAACUGUUGUAAAUACGAAAGGCUACGGAUUUUCGUAUCGUUACAACUGGAAUGCUCUCAACACACAAGUUGUAACAAUGGCAGAUGCGACUAUGAAGAAGUAUCUCGACAUGUGCAGUGAAAGUGAAACAUUCAUUGGUGAUUCUAGCGUAAUGCAUUAUCUUGUUGUGAAAGCAAAAAGCUGAGCAGCGUGUGACGCUA
Molecule: messenger RNA, 4201 nt
Organism: Stylophora pistillata
Lineage: Eukaryota; Metazoa; Cnidaria; Anthozoa; Scleractinia; Pocilloporidae
Biological process (GO): cell-cell junction maintenance; homophilic cell-cell adhesion
Cellular component (GO): plasma membrane
Molecular function (GO): calcium ion binding
Source: RefSeq, a predicted model, not a curated record